Molecule: messenger RNA, 831 nt
Organism: Ixodes scapularis (black-legged tick)
Lineage: Eukaryota; Metazoa; Arthropoda; Arachnida; Ixodida; Ixodidae
Exons: 2
Coding region: 1-831 (276 amino acids)
Source: RefSeq, a predicted model, not a curated record
AUGUUACAUUUUGUCGUGGGGCGACUCGGUCACAUGGAGCCAUUUGACGACUCCGCAAGUGACUGGACCUCGUACGACGAACGUUUGACGUCAUUUCUUCGUUUCAACAAGGUCCCCGAAGAGGACAAGGUACAAGCGUUCCUCAGUUUCAUUGGACCCAAAACGUACGGCCUCCUCAAGUCCCUGACCGCACCGAGUCUGCCGUCCAACAAGACCUUCGACGAGUUACGGAGGAUACUUGGCGACCACUUGGCACCCAGACCGUCGGUGAUCGGUGAGCGAUCCAAAUUUUACCGUCGUUCACAAAAUGAAACCGAAUCUAUUGCUGACUUUGUGGCGGAACUACGAAAGCUCUCGCAGUCGUGCGACUUUGAAGGAUUUUUGGACGAAGCUUUGCGUGAUAGGUUUUUCUGCGGUUUACGGCGAGUAGACAUACAAAGGGUUUUGUUUGCGGAAGAUAAGAAACUAUCGUUUGCAAAGGCUGUCGAAAGAGCCUUGGCAAUGGAAGCCGCAACGAAAAAUGUCGCGGAAGUUCAAGGGACAGAAGAAAACUUUUCAGACGUGCAUAAAUUCAACGCGACAAGGAAACCGCUCCAGAAACAAGUUUCGACAAAACCGAGCGGCACAGAAGGGAAGCCGCCCUCUAAGCAUCGCUUCGGAUGUGGAUCGCCGAAGCACACGAGGAAAGAUUGCGUGCACGCGUCAGCAACUUGUUUUGGCUGUGGAAAGAAAGGACACAUCCAGCUGAUAUAUCAAGCUGAUAAGCGUGCAAACGAGUCGAACCGCAGAAAGAACUUGAAAGUUCUGAGUAGAGCGCCUGACGUGCACUAA